GUCCCCGAACUCAAACUGGAGCUCAAGCUUCGCGGCCUCCCUGUAUCAGGAACUAAAACCGAUCUGAUCGAAAGGCUGAAGCCCUUCCAAGAUCUUCCCAGCUCCUCAGCUCCCACCACUAGUCCCACGCCCAUUCCUACCACUCUGACCGCCAUCCCCAUGGAGACUACCACGACCAGCCCCGCCAUUGUCCAUCCAACCAUGAAGGGAGCUUCUGAGAACAUGAGCGCCACACCCCCAGUCUCCCCUGUCCCUACUGAUCCAUUCAGCCUCCACCAGGAUGCCAGCAUGUCCGAAGUUCAACACGAAAUGCAGUUGGCGCGCUCUGGCUCAAGAGGGCCCGGAUCCUCACCUCUCUCUGAUUUGAGAGUCCCUGAGAAGGACAGGAGGCUUCAUGAGAAGCAGCGACAGAUUGAAGAGUUGAUGAGGAAGCUUGAGCAGGAGCAGAAGUUGGUGGAGGAGCUCAAGAUGCAGCUGGAGGUAGAGAAGAGGAGUCAGAGCAGCUGUACCACCAACGUUCCCUCAGUAACUUCCAAGCUGACCACUGGUUCAUGUUCAAUUAGCCCCGUUUCAACAGUCUUGAACGCCAACGCUGUAAAACCAGAGAAAACGGUCUUGACAAACUGCUCUCCAGUUUCCUUUCCGAACUCGAUGCUGGGCUCCCAGGCUCUCACAACCCCACAGCAAACUAUGGUCAAGUUGGAGGACGUGACUCUUUCUUCUGGAAAGCCAAUUCAGCUUCAACCCCAAACUCGGCUUCUCACCCAAACCCAGGACCAAGUAAGCACUAGCCCACAGCUCCUCUACCAUUCCCAGAGAAGUCCCAAACUUAAGACCCAGCCGCAGUCCCAACCUACCACCCCCAACCUGCAGCAGUUCUUCAUCAGCCAUCCCGGGGGGGUGUCCCAGGUGCUCGGUCAACCGCAGACCUUGUUAACCACAUCUGGACAGACUCCGACUCUGCUGACGACAAGUGGCCAGACUGCAACUCAGAUCCUGCUCCCCGUAUCACUGCCCAACAAUGCCACCGCCAUCCAGCU
This is a messenger RNA of Hippocampus comes (tiger tail seahorse), 1040 nucleotides long. Its product is annotated as MKL/myocardin-like protein 2. NCBI's taxonomy places the organism in Eukaryota, Metazoa, Chordata, Actinopteri, Syngnathiformes, Syngnathidae. The annotation marks the transcript as partial. Gene Ontology annotation, molecular function: transcription coactivator activity. The transcript has a single exon. Gene Ontology annotation, cellular component: nucleus. The record is from RefSeq and is a predicted model, not a curated record. Gene Ontology annotation, biological process: positive regulation of transcription by RNA polymerase II; smooth muscle cell differentiation.